This is a messenger RNA of Pocillopora damicornis (cauliflower coral), 2209 nucleotides long. Its product is annotated as zinc transporter ZIP12. Lineage: Eukaryota; Metazoa; Cnidaria; Anthozoa; Scleractinia; Pocilloporidae. Gene Ontology annotation, molecular function: monoatomic cation:bicarbonate symporter activity; zinc ion transmembrane transporter activity. Gene Ontology annotation, cellular component: plasma membrane. Gene Ontology annotation, biological process: zinc ion import across plasma membrane; intracellular monoatomic cation homeostasis. The record is from RefSeq and is a predicted model, not a curated record.
UCGACUUAAGAGGCGGUCAACAAGUGGAAAGCAAACCCCCUUAAAACAUCGCCGUUGGUAAUUAUUGGAAAUGUAAGGAUGAAGAACAAGUUCGCAAAAGUAACGUUACGUUACCUUCUCCUAGAACGCUUUUUCGUGUACGCUGAAAUAUCAGUAGCAGGCCUUUUGAUAAAUACGGGUACCGUUUGGAAUAUUUAGCCUUUGUCUCCUAUUUUUCAUCAUAAUUUAUUUUGAAGGCUCAUAUUCGGUCAGUCAAAAAGUCAACUCCAUGGUUAUUCCACUCUGAAAAGGAUAUUUAAAAGGUGAAUGGGAAAUAAGAGAUAUACAACUCGUAUUCCCUGAUUGCGAAACUGUAUAUUUGAGCCAAGACUGAAUCUAACUAAGGUAAGCACUCGAUAUUUCUCCCAAUGAGAAUUAAAACAUACUGGCCCGCGAGUCUGAUCGGUGAGUACUUUUAAAAUGCACCUAAUCUCCUGCAGGUAAACUGCCGCGUACCCAGACUUCGUUUUUUUUUCAAAGCUGCGAUUUACCUGGUUCAGAACUGGUGGCUUUAGUCAUUGUAAUCCCUUCCCUGUAAACAGCAUUUAAAAACGUGACCUUGCUACCUGCUUCUCUAUAGAUAUUUAUGUGUUAUUAUUUCCUCAGUGUUCUUCACUUGUGGAGACGUCUUCUUUUAAUUUAACAAGAGAAAUUUUGCCUCGUUCCGGCCAAAAAAAGGGAUUAAAAAAACCGAACGCUUGAAACGUCAGCAUCGAACGAAGGAACGAAAAUUGACCAUGUCCAUUACCAGAGUUAUUCUCCAGGGAUGCGGAGCAGAGACUGUCAUUUUCUUCUUGUCUGUGCUGUCAUCAGCUGUUAUAUGUCCCGCCCUUGGUAGAUAUUGUAAAGACGCAAUCACAGUGCUCAUCGCUCUUGGAGCUGCUUGUCUCACCGGCGACGCGAUCUUCCACCUCUUGCCGCACGCAUUAUCUCAACAUCACGACGAUGACGCUGGUGGUACAGAAUCUACUCAUAGCGUACUUUUAUGGCGUUCCUUCUUGGUUGUGUGCAGUAUUUAUUCCUUCUACCUAUUCCAUCUCUUUUUUCAAGUUAUGGAGGGUGGUCACUCUCACUCUCAUACUACGUCGCCUGAUCCACUUGAGAACAAGGGCCUGCUAGAGGCAGAAACCAAAGCCAAGCGAGAGCAGUCUGCGGCCAAAAUUAAUAAAACGCUCAUAGGAACGAUAUUAGUGGGUGAAGUACUACACACAUCGUGCGAUGGAAUAGCUAUAGGAGCUGCUUUCUCAAAAUCAUCAGGGGACGGACUCAGUACGACACUAGCUGUGUUAUUUCAUGAAAUACCGCACGCAGUAGGUGAUUUUGCCAUCUUUGUCUCGUCUGGUCUGCGUUUCCGCGAGGCCCUGGGUCUGUUAUGUUUCUGUUACCUAUGCUCAUACGCGGGCAUACUUGUAGGAGCGACCCUAAGUGCCAGUCUGAAUAUGACGCCCUGGAUAUUUGCCGUCAUAGCAGGAAUGUUUCUUUACGUAGCACUGGCAGAAAUGGUUCCAGAGAUGUUCGCCAGCAUAACAUCAAGAUCUGAUAAAAAAUGGCGAGUUAUAUUUCUACAAAACCUUGGACUUUUGCUCGGAUUUGCUAUUAUGAUCACGUUAGCCGUUUUUGAAGAAACGAUAAGGACAUCGUUGCAGUAGUUAAUACUAUGGAAAUGAUUUUUUGUAGUUACCCCUCGGCUUCCUUUUCUCACAGCAAAAGUAAAAUGUUGUUGAGGUCAGUCUGAAGAGGGUGAUUCCAGCGGAAUUUUCUCGUAGCCAAUGAGAAAUAUGCGAUAAUCAGAAACGAAAUGAACAUGAAAGCGAACUUCGCAGUAAUGAACACUACUUAAGCAGAAGUGAAAAUAAGGCCUGACAAAAAAAUUCAGGCCUGUGCGGGAUUCGAAUCCUUGACCUCUGCGAUAUCGGUGCAAUCAGUCUACCAACUGAGCUAACAAGCCAACUGGGAGCUGGUCAGUAUGUUAUUCAUCAGUUAUUGAGUUUAUUACGAACCAACAUACUCUGCUUAAGUACUAUUCAUUACUGAGAAGAUUGCUUUCAUAUUCAUGUCGAACAUGAAUUUAUAUCUGGUAAUCCUUGAACACAGAUCUUGGUAUUAUCACUGUAAAAUUAGGCUUACAAAAGAAUUAGAACGAAAUAAUAUUUUUGUCCUUUUUACGAAA